AUGUUUGGAAUCAAAAACGUUGCAGUCGCACACAGGGUCUUUGCUAAUCCGGAGGACGCUGCCAUGGUGAACAAGGAGCUGCAACCCGUCCUCAACGAUCCGGAUGUGGAACGUGUUCGUCGGGCCCACUUGAACGAUCUGGAAAACAUCUUGCCGUUCUUUCUGAUCUGCUUCCUAUACCUGUUAACCGGGCCGAAUGUGACGUUAGCCAAGAAUCUCAUCCGGGCGGCAGCUUUUGGCCGGAUUCUUCAUUCGCUGGUGUACGCCGUGAUCGUCAUCCCUCAGCCAGCCCGAUUGCUAAGCUUCUUGCUGACCCUGAUCAUUACCCUCUACAUGCUCCUGCAGUGUGCGGUUUACUAUUUUUAAGAGCCUUUUCAUCAUCCACCGCUGCGGAGAGUACCAUCGCUUGCAGCCGGCGAUUUGGAAAUACAUUGUGGUGCAGCUCAAGAAAACCAUUUUCAGAUGGGAAACCUCU
Messenger RNA from Uranotaenia lowii, 475 nucleotides. RefSeq names its product microsomal glutathione S-transferase 1-like. The record is from RefSeq and is a predicted model, not a curated record. Gene Ontology annotation, cellular component: membrane. The transcript has 4 exons. Lineage: Eukaryota; Metazoa; Arthropoda; Insecta; Diptera; Culicidae. Bases 1 to 366 code for a protein of 121 amino acids.